Molecule: messenger RNA, 1109 nt
Organism: Rubroshorea leprosula
Lineage: Eukaryota; Viridiplantae; Streptophyta; Magnoliopsida; Malvales; Dipterocarpaceae
Source: the annotation of a GenBank genome assembly
UGAGGCUAACAGCUUCUGUGUGAAUGAAUACUUGACACUGAAGCCCAGAACCCAGGAAUCUUUGGCCUUUAAGCAACCUUUGCUCCAAGCAAUUCUUCAAUUCCCACACUUUUUAUAACUUUUUUAAUUCCCCCCAUGUAGCCCUCUUCCUCUUCCAUCUCUCUCACCCUCUCUACCAUAUGCCCAAAUCAAUGGCAGUCACCCACGCUGACCUCGCUCCAGGUCCCCGGAGCACCGAGUUGGGCAGCAAAACCGGUGCCAUCCUCAUGGUCUUGACCAUCCUCUGUGGCCUCUUCUGCUUCAUCCUUUGCCUCAUCGCCGAAGCCACCCGCUCUCAGGAGACAUGGACGAGCAAAGGGGAGGAGAAGUACGAAUGCAUGUAUAGCGGUAGCGGGAAGAGGCCGUUGUUGUGCUCGGCGGUGGCGUUUGUGGGGCUGGCGGUUACCAUGGUGGUGGAACAUGUGUACAUAUUGGUUGCAAUCAGUAAUGCACCGCCACCGCUUCUGGUUAAUUGGGACCCUGAUUCUCCUCUUGCCAAGUCCCUCACUUGGCAAGCUGGGUUCUUCUUUGUCACAACUUGGCUUUGCUUCGCGGUUGCAGAGAUUUUGUUAUUGAUAGGGCUAAGUGUGGAAUCAGGACAUUUAAAAAACUGGUCAAGGCCAAGACCAGGCUGCCUCAUAUUGAGGGAAGGCAUGUUCUCAGCUGCUGGAGUGUUUGCUUUGAUGACAGUUUUCCUUGCGGCUGGUUUAUACUUAACAGCACUGCGGGCACAGAGGAUGUUCCAAGAACAGGAGAAUGUGCGGCGUGAAGUGCUGGAGGCCUCUGCCCUCUACUCCUCCCCGCCAAGGUCACCGCCCCACCGUGUCAUUGCAGCCUUUCCCCGAGAAGAUCCGAUUACUCGAGAAAUCGGAAAUGUACCUCCGUUAUUCACAUAUCCACUGGGUUUUAGCAAGCAGUCAAGUCUAGUAUAGGGCAAUAAAUCAAGCAAAGAUGGGAAAUUGGUGCCUCUGGCAAAGUUGGGGGUAUUUGUUGUAGUUAGAUUGUCUUGUGGAAAUUGUUAUGGUAUAUUGUAUAGUCUAUAGUGAUACAAAGAAAAAUUGUAUUCAUUU